Messenger RNA from Adineta steineri, 406 nucleotides. Lineage: Eukaryota; Metazoa; Rotifera; Eurotatoria; Adinetida; Adinetidae. The record is from the annotation of a GenBank genome assembly.
AGUUGGUUGGCAAUUUCAAUGUUCUAACACAACUUGCUUACCAUUUCUCACUGUCGUUGUAUCGAAUAUUAUCAACUGCCAAGUGGCUUGCCUAGCUCAAGUUCAAUGCAAGGCAGCUAGUUUUCAUCAAUCAUCUUCCAGCUGUGAAUUGUUUGCUGAUAUAUCCAACCAAACUGGUAAUCUAUCAACUAAUAUGGACACUGUUACUAUGAUUGCUAUAGAAGGAACACGAAUGCCACUGGAAUCGACUACAAUCUCAACAACAACAACAUCAACAUCAACCUCGACAACAACCUCAACAACAACAACCUCAACAACAACAUCAACAUCAACAACCUCGACAACAACCUCAACAACAACAUCAACAUCAACAUCAACAACGUCAACAACAACAGGUGGUCAGUAA